Molecule: messenger RNA, 2072 nt
Organism: Sciurus carolinensis (gray squirrel)
Lineage: Eukaryota; Metazoa; Chordata; Mammalia; Rodentia; Sciuridae
Gene: Zbtb22
Product: zinc finger and BTB domain containing 22
Exons: 2
Coding region: 159-2063 (634 amino acids)
Biological process (GO): regulation of transcription by RNA polymerase II
Molecular function (GO): RNA polymerase II cis-regulatory region sequence-specific DNA binding; DNA-binding transcription factor activity, RNA polymerase II-specific; protein binding
Source: RefSeq, a predicted model, not a curated record
AGUCGGCGCAAGAUGGCGGCGGGAGGGGCCCAGGCUGCAGCUCUGGCCGCCGAGUGAGGGGCGGGGGGGGCCCGGGGGCGCGCGGCCCGAGACCCCCCCGGCCGCCCUCCUUCUUCCUUUGUUCCAGUGGCUGGGGGGGUAUCCCCUCCCUCCACAACAUGGAGCCAUCUCCUCUAUCACCCAGUGGGGCAGCACUCCCCCUGCCUAUAUCGCUGGCUCCACCCCCACUGCCCCUGCCAGCAGCUGCAGUGGUACACGUGUCCUUCCCUGAGGUGACCAGUGCCCUUCUGGAGUCCCUUAAUCAGCAGCGGCUUCAGGGCCAGCUCUGUGAUGUAUCCAUCCGAGUGCAAGGCCGGGAGUUUCGGGCUCAUCGAGCUGUCUUGGCUGCCUCUUCUCCUUACUUCCACGACCAGGUCCUACUCAAGGGCAUGACUUCCAUCUCACUGCCCAGCGUCAUGGACCCAGGUGCCUUUGAGACUGUCUUGGCCUCUGCUUACACUGGCCGUCUCAGCAUGGCUGCUGCUGACAUUGUCAACUUCCUCACCGUGGGGUCUGUGCUCCAGAUGUGGCACAUUGUGGACAAGUGCACUGAACUCCUCCGAGAGGGCCGAGCCUCAGCCACCACCACCACCAUCAGUACAGCUGCAGCUACUUCUGUCACUGUCCCUGGUGCUGGGGCCCCAUCAGGGAGUGGGAGUACUGUGGCCCCUACCACCACGGGUUCUGUGCGCUCCCAUAACUCUAGCCGGGCCAGUGAGAAUCAGUCUCCUAGCAGCAGCAACUACUUCAGUCCCCGGGAGUCCACUGAUUUCUCAUCUUCCACUCAAGAGGCAUUUGCAGCUUCUGCAGUGGGCAGUGGGGAGCGACGAGGAGGUGGCCCUGUAUUCCCAGCCCCUGUAGUUGGCAGUGGGGGUGCUACCUCUGGGAAGCUGCUGCUGGAGGCAGAUGAGCUAUGUGAUGAUGGCGGAGAUGGGAGGGGGGCUGUGGUCCCUGGGGCUGGGCUUCGGCGACCCACCUAUACACCUGCCAGUGUCAUGCCACAGAAACACUGGGUAUAUGUAAAACGGGGUGGAAAUUGCCCUGCAUCAGCACCCCUGGUUCCCCAGGACCCAGAUCUAGAGGAGGAGGAGGAGGAGGAAGACCUGGUGUUGACCUGUGAGGAUGAUGAAGAUGAAGAACUGGGGGGUGGCUCUGGGGUUCCAGCUGGGGGGGGGCCUGAGGCUACUCUCAGUAUCAGUGAUGUCCGAACCCUAACUGAGCCUGCAGACAAGGGCGAGGAGCAGGUCAACUUCUGUGAGUCCUCUAAUGACUUUGGCCCGUAUGAGGGUGGGGGUUCUGGGGCAGGGCUUGAUGACUCAGGGGGACCCACCCCCUCCUCCUAUGCCCCCUCCCAUCCCUCAAGACCCCUCCUUCCCUUGGACAUGCAGGGCAACCAGAUUUUGGUCUUCCCAUCAUCUUCCUCUUCCUCCUCCUUACAGGCUCCAGGCCAGCCACCAGGGAACCAGGCAGAACAUGGGGCUGUCACCCUGGGGGGCACAUCAGGGGGAGGCCUGGGUGUGCCGGGUGGCACUGGUGGAGCCCCUGGAGGGACCAGCAGUGGGGACGGUAAUAAGAUAUUUCUGUGUCACUGCGGGAAGGCCUUCUCCCACAAGAGUAUGAGGGACCGGCACGUGAACAUGCAUCUCAACCUACGGCCGUUUGACUGCCCCGUGUGCAACAAAAAGUUCAAGAUGAAACACCACCUGACCGAGCACAUGAAGACACAUACAGGUCUCAAGCCCUACGAGUGCGGUGUCUGUGCCAAGAAGUUCAUGUGGCGAGACAGUUUCAUGCGUCACCGGGGACACUGUGAGCGCCGGCACCGCAUGGGCGGGGGCGGGGCGGGACUUGGACCCGCAGCGCCCACCGGGCCAGCCCUGCUUCCCAAGAGAGAGUCCUCCGGUGCGGGCGGGGGCAGUGGUGAUGAGGCGAGUGGUACACCCCCGUCCAGCAGACGUGUCUGGUCCCCAUCCACUGUCCACAAGGUGGAGAUGGGCUUCAAUGGGGGCGGGGGAGCAAACUGAAGGGGCAGG